CGCUUCGAAGUAUAACAACUUUUCACUCUGCUAUACAAAAAUGACUGGCCGCGGCAAAGGAGGUAAAGGACUUGGCAAAGGAGGCGCCAAGCGGCAUCGUAAGGUUCUUCGUGAUAACAUCCAGGGAAUCACAAAACCAGCCAUUCGUCGUCUGGCUCGUCGUGGAGGAGUGAAGCGCAUCUCUGGAUUGAUCUACGAAGAAACUCGUGGCGUGCUGAAGGUGUUCCUGGAAAACGUUAUCCGUGAUGCUGUGACCUAUACUGAACAUGCCAAGCGAAAGACCGUCACCGCGAUGGAUGUCGUCUAUGCGCUGAAACGCCAGGGACGCACACUGUACGGUUUUGGAGUGAAACCACCAAGGUGUGAUAAAAUGGCUGAAACCGCUACUGAAGUUGCUGCUGCUGCUCCUACUGCUGCCACUCCGGCCAAGGCUCCGAAAAAGGCCAAGGUUGCCAAGAAACCGAAACAGCCUGCGGCCCAUCCACCAGUGAAUGAUAUGGUUCUGGCUGCCAUCAAGACCCUGAAGGAACGCAACGGAUCCUCGCUGCAGGCCAUCAAAAAGUACAUCGCUGCCAACUACAAGUGUGAUGUUGCCAAGCUGUCCACAUUUAUCAAGAAAGCCUUGAAAUCGGGCGUCGAGAAGGGAAAGCUUAUUCAAACUAAGGGAACCGGUGCUUCCGGUUCGUUCAAGAUUAAGGCUGACGCUAAGAAACCGGCUGUUGGGAAGAAGCCAAAGAAGGCUGCUGCUGCCACAAAAAAGCCAAAGAAGGCUUCCGGAGAGAAGAAAAAAGCCGCCAAGAAACCAGCUGGCGAGAAGAAGCCAAAGGCCGCCACGAAGCCAACUGCAAGCGGAAAAGCAGUUAAAAAAGCCGGCAAGGCAACGAAGGCUAUUGUGAAAGGAGACAAGAAGAAGCGCAAGCAACGCAGAAAGGAAAGCUAUGCUAUCUACAUCUACAAGGUGUUGAAACAAGUCCACCCGGACACCGGAGUUUCAUCGAAGGCCAUGAGUAUUAUGAACAGCUUCGUCAACGACAUCUUCGAACGCAUUGCAUCCGAAGCAUCUCGGCUGGCUCAUUACAACAAGCGUUCUACGAUCACUUCCCGCGAGAUACAGACCGCCGUUCGUCUGCUGCUGCCAGGAGAAUUGGCCAAGCACGCCGUCUCGGAAGGCACUAAGGCUGUCACCAAGUACACUAGCUCCAACAUAUGUUGGGUAGUCGAAAAAGAGCGCGCGAAUGCAGACAGCAGAAACCCAACAAUGGCCCGUACUAAGCAAACCGCUCGUAAGUCCACCGGAGGCAAGGCUCCUCGCAAGCAACUGGCAACGAAAGCUGCGCGCAAAAGUGCCCCCGCCACGGGAGGAGUGAAGAAGCCUCAUCGCUAUCGGCCAGGAACCGUCGCCCUGCGUGAAAUCCGUCGUUACCAGAAAUCCACUGAAUUGUUAAUCCGCAAGCUGCCAUUCCAGCGUUUGGUCCGUGAAAUUGCUCAGGACUUUAAAACGGAUUUGCGAUUCCAGAGCUCAGCCGUUAUGGCUCUACAGGAAGCCAGCGAGGCUUAUCUGGUUGGUCUGUUCGAGGACACCAAUCUGUGCGCCAUCCACGCAAUGACUGGCCGCGGCAAAGGAGGUAAAGGACUCGGCAAAGGAGGCGCCAAGCGGCAUCGUAAGGUUCUUCGUGAUAACAUCCAGGGAAUCACAAAACCAGCCAUUCGUCGUCUGGCUCGUCGUGGAGGAGUGAAGCGUAUCUCUGGAUUGAUCUACGAAGAAACCCGUGGCGUGCUAAAGGUGUUCCUGGAAAACGUUAUCCGUGAUGCAGUGACCUACACUGAACAUGCCAAGCGAAAGACCGUCACCGCGAUGGAUGUCGUCUAUGCGCUGAAACGCCAGGGACGCACACUGUACGGUUUUGGAGGUUAAAUAUAAUCCAUGACGGAAG
Molecule: messenger RNA, 1934 nt
Organism: Topomyia yanbarensis
Lineage: Eukaryota; Metazoa; Arthropoda; Insecta; Diptera; Culicidae
Exons: 6
Coding region: 41-1915 (624 amino acids)
Biological process (GO): nucleosome assembly
Cellular component (GO): nucleosome
Molecular function (GO): structural constituent of chromatin; DNA binding; protein heterodimerization activity
Source: RefSeq, a predicted model, not a curated record